CUCGCCUUGCCAUCUCCUUGAUUCACUCAUUUUUUCUUUCAGGUAGCGAAAAGCAUUAUGCGUUUGUCGACCGUUGGAUCUCGCUCCAAGCUCUGCAUACUAGCUUCCUAAUCUUGAGAUCACAGAGGGAAAAUGUCCGAUUCCUCUGAUUCAGGAUCUCCAGGCAUCGUUCACGAAUUCCCACGCGAUCGAAUUGAACUUCACCAGCAAAAUGGCGCGGCGGCAUAUCCGCCAACCUCGUACAUACCCCCAGCUUACUUGCCUGGAGGGCGACGAUCUCUCUCAGGCAUCUCUAUCCGGGCGUUUGCACUAGGAAUCGCAGUGGGAUCUUGCCUACUCCUAACGAUAGAAUUGCUCUAUUGGGGCUACGGUCUAUGGAGGGCGCCAUGUUUCGUAGCCAUCCUCGCACUGUUUCACUAUCUGGAAUUCGAUAUGACAGCCAGGUACAACCCUCCUGACGCUUCGAUCUCGUCCUAUCUGUUGCUGUCCAAUGGAAUGGCCUAUGCAGCGGCUCAUACGGCUGCGAUGCUGGAACUGCUUACCCGACACUGGCUUCAGUCGGACUACAAGCCCCAAUGGCUGACUCUCCCUUUCCAUGCGCCCUCCGUCUUUCCAACAAUACCGGCUACCCUGACCGUUGGUAUUGGUUUGGCAUCGGUGGUAGUCGGUCAGCUUGUUAGAAGUGCUGCCAUGCGAGAAGCAAAGACCAGCUUCAACCACAUCGUGCAGUGGACCAAGCGGGCAGACCAUGUCCUGGUGACAGACGGUGUCUACAGCUUUUCUCGACAUCCCGCCUACUUUGGCUUUUUCUGGUGGGGACUCGGGACGCAGGUACUGCUUGGGAACUGCACUUGCUUUGUUGCAUAUGCAGUUGUGCUGUGGAAAUUCUUCAGUACCCGAAUCAGGCAUGAAGAGCGUCACCUUGUCUCUUUCUUUGGCCAAAGUUAUCUGGAUUAUCGCGAGCGCGUUCCUGUUCGGAUCCCCUUCAUUCCGUGAAGGAUGUUGGAAC
Messenger RNA from Exophiala viscosa, 1009 nucleotides. Its product is annotated as protein-S-isoprenylcysteine O-methyltransferase. Gene Ontology annotation, molecular function: protein C-terminal S-isoprenylcysteine carboxyl O-methyltransferase activity. The record is from RefSeq and is a predicted model, not a curated record. Gene Ontology annotation, biological process: C-terminal protein methylation. The transcript is spliced from 2 exons. The coding region runs from base 133 to 996 and encodes 287 amino acids. Lineage: Eukaryota; Fungi; Ascomycota; Eurotiomycetes; Chaetothyriales; Herpotrichiellaceae. Gene Ontology annotation, cellular component: membrane; endoplasmic reticulum.